GAACAGAGACCGGCUCUACCAAGUACGGCAGCACUGAGGAUCGCACUUCGCCCUUCGGCUGUCGGUGAGCUGGAAGCAAACAAGCUCGCACCUAGCGUGCUCGGAGUGUCGAGCUCCAAUGGACAUGUAACAAAGAUAUGCCGCUGAAUCGCUUCUUUCAGGGCGUAGCGAGUGGUGAGCAGUUCACUACCAUGCGAUGGAGCGGGAGCUUCAGAUUCGGCCAAUUUGAUUGGUUGAAGCUAUGGUGGAGCUGUGGCCAUCCCAAGACGUCAUGUCUUCGGGCCACCGGAUUGACGCCGAACCGACCUCGGCAAGCUAUCGCCGGUAACAUCAUCUCACAGCAACUCUCAGUUGGACAUCACUGGCUGCCACCGUAGGGCAGUUCGCCUUGGUACCGCCAUACCCAGGCCUGCAGUUGCAUGGGCUGACCACUCGCUGAGCUUCCGGUCUCCAAUUCCCUCUUCACAACCCUCCGAAAACAGCGAGCCGAACAACAACAUCAACUCAACCCACGGCGGCCACCACAGACAGCAAUGGCCUCCGCCCUCAACCCACGACACCUCCCCCUCCGCCUGGCCCUCCGCCCACGCCUCCCCCUCCUCCCCAGCACUUCCAGCACCACCACCACCACCACCCCUCCCUCCUGUCUCCCCAUUCCAACCAGCAUCCGCCUCCCCCCGCGCCGCCACAAGUCCGGGCCGUACGGCUACACGCUGGCCAAGACGCUCGUGUUCAGCCGCUUCGGCGAGCCGCGCGACGUGCUCUCGCUGCACACGCACUCCAUCUCGCCGGCGCUGCCCGACGGCGCCGCGCUGCUGCGCGCGCUGGCCGCGCCCGUCAACCCGGCCGACGUCAACACCGUGCAGGGCACGUACGGCGCCAAGCCCGCGUUCGAGCGGCUUUUGGGCACUCCGGAGCCGGCGGCUGUGCCCGGGAAUGAAGGGUGUUUUGAGGUUGUUGCCAUUGGCGGGGGUGCAGGUGGGGGUGGGGGGUUGAAAAAGGGCGACUGGGUGAUACCCGCGCAGAGCGGGUUCGGCACGUUCCGGACGCACGCGCUGGUCGAGGGCGCGGAGCGCAAGCUGAUCCGGGUCGGCGGGGCGAAGGGCCGGGAGGGCUUGCGCGCGGCGCAGGUGGCGACGGUGAGCGUCAACCCGUGCAGCGCGUACCGGAUGCUGCGCGACUACGUGGACCUGGUGGACCUGAGCGUCCAGAGCUUCGCGCGGGGCGACGGCGCGACGGGCGGCGCCUGGUUCGUGCAGAACGGCGCCAACAGCGGGGUCGGCCGGGCGGCCAUCCAGCUGGGCCGCCUGUGGGGCCUGCGCAGCAUCAACGUCGUGCGGGAGCGGGCGACGCCGGAGGAGACGGCCGCGCUGAAGCGCGAGUUGGCGGAGCUCGGGGCCACCGUUGUCGUGACCGAGAGCGAGUUCCUCGACCGGUCCUUCGCGGACCGGCUGCGCGACGAGUGGACGCGCGGCGGCCGCGAGCCCGUCAUGCUGGGCCUCAACUGCGUCGGCGGCAAGUCGGCGGCCGCCAUGGUCAAGGCGCUGAGCCCCCGGGGUUGCAUGGUCACGUACGGCGGCAUGUCGCGGCAGAGCUUCCCGUUCCCAACCGGGCAGCAGAUCUUCAAGCGGCUGCGCUUCGAAGGCUUCUGGCUGAGCGAGUGGGCCAAGGAGAACCCGGCCGCGAAGCGCGACACCAUCAACGAGAUCCUGGAGCUGAUGAGGGAGGGCAAGUUUAAGGAGGCGCCGCUCCAGGAGGUCGAGUGGAACUGGGACACGGAGGAGUCGGUGCUCAAGGACACCAUCCAGGGCACGCUGGAGGGCUUCCGGCCCGGGAAGAGCAUCUUUGUGUUCAAGGACACAUAGCAGUCUGCGGAUCCUCCAAUGAAUCCGGUGUACCAUAGUGUCCGAACUUCAGUAAUGCCAAUAUGAGUGUAAAAUACCCAUCUACCUCUUGUUGAGCUUACGCGUGAGCAACCCUCUCGGAAUCCUGGUCCCAUCCCAGUGUCAGUCAACUCCAACGAUGUUCAUGUAU
Molecule: messenger RNA, 2034 nt
Organism: Thermothielavioides terrestris NRRL 8126
Lineage: Eukaryota; Fungi; Ascomycota; Sordariomycetes; Sordariales; Chaetomiaceae
Exons: 1
Coding region: 534-1865 (443 amino acids)
Biological process (GO): fatty acid metabolic process
Cellular component (GO): mitochondrion
Molecular function (GO): trans-2-enoyl-CoA reductase (NADPH) activity
Source: RefSeq, a predicted model, not a curated record